AUGUCUUCCUCUCCACCUCUACAAUAUAUCAGAAUAAACGGUGCCGACCUGGCGUACAGGGAAGCUGGGGAAGUAUCUAAUCAGUUGUUUAUCACACUUCAUGGUGGAAGGGGAUUCGGCUCUCACGAAUCUGACUUCUCAGCUUAUCUACCACUGUCAACCACCCACCACAUCGUUUCCUUCGAUUUCAGAGGUCACGGUCAAUCAUCCCAUACACCUCCAUACACAUUCGCACACCUAGUAGAGGAUAUCGAGUCUCUCCGACAAUACCUGGUGGCAAAACAUAACAAGAAAGAAGCCAAAGCGGUAAUAUGCGGAGGGAGUUUUGGGGGAUAUCUGGCUCAACAAUAUGCGAUCACGUAUCCUGGGGGAUUGAGUCAUCUGAUAUUGAGAGGUACGGUACCGUCCUAUGAGCACGAAACGGAAGCUAUGGAGGUUCUCGAACAGCGUUUAUCCCGCGCACCACUGGCAUCGCUCAACUUCCUCAAAAAGGUCUUUAACUCAUUUGUAGAUGAUGACGAGAUGCGAUUGGUCAUGUUCGCUAUUGGACCUCUGUACUCUGAAGCAGACUACGAUGCUGAUAAAGGGUUGGAGAGAGCGAGGAGUAUGCGAUUAAGUGCCAAAGUACAUAACGAUUUGUAUUCGGAACAAGAGAAGUACUUCGAUUAUAGACCCGAACUGAAAGAUAUAAAAGCAAAGACUUUGAUAGUUGUCGGUGAUAAAGAUUGGAUAUGUCCUCCUAGCCAAUCCAAGUUAAUACAUCAGGGUAUAUCUGGUUCCGAGCUGCUUAUCGUACCCAAUGCCAAUCACUCGGUACAUCAGGAGAAGAACGAAGAAGUCAUAGCUGCCAUACGGAAGUUCUUAUCAUGA
This is a messenger RNA of Kwoniella botswanensis, 870 nucleotides long. RefSeq lists its product as uncharacterized. The record is from RefSeq and is a predicted model, not a curated record. NCBI's taxonomy places the organism in Eukaryota, Fungi, Basidiomycota, Tremellomycetes, Tremellales, Cryptococcaceae. The transcript has 5 exons. Gene Ontology annotation, molecular function: peptidase activity. Gene Ontology annotation, biological process: proteolysis. The coding region runs from base 1 to 870 and encodes 289 amino acids.